AUGAAACAAAAUAUUUUAUCAUUAUUUUUUUUAUUUUAUUGUUUAUUUUUAAAUACAUUUACAAAAUCUAUUUCUGUAAUUGAAAAACAAGGGUUGGAUGUAAUAUGUAUAGCAUAUAAUAUAACUACAGAUGUUAAUUUUGAUUAUUGUUCUAUACCAAAUAUUAUAGGUUGUGACUCUUCAAACUCUUCAGUUAAAUAUUUGAAUUUAAUAGGUGAUAGUUCAAAUAUGACACCCUUCCCAAACAAUACAAUUGGAAAUUUGCCUUUUUUAUAUGAAUUAAAAAUAUCAAAUUCAAUUUUAUGGGAUUUUUUCGAUGGAAUAGGAACUUUUUUAAAUAAAGUAACAUUAAAUAAUACAAUUUUAUACCCAACAUUCCCUGAAGAUACUAAAUCUAUUAAACAAUUAAGCUUAUAUGACACUCAAUUUUCUGGUAACAUAAAUUCAUCCCUCAUAUUAAACUAUCGAGUCUUGUAA
Molecule: messenger RNA, 477 nt
Organism: Dictyostelium discoideum AX4
Lineage: Eukaryota; Evosea; Eumycetozoa; Dictyosteliales; Dictyosteliaceae
Exons: 3
Coding region: 1-477 (158 amino acids)
Source: RefSeq, a predicted model, not a curated record